UAUUAUACACACACAGCUCAGAUCUGGGAUGAGAGGAGAUCUGACGGAUAACGGCGACCGGAGAAAAGAAGAAUAUACAACUACAGAACGCAAUUCCGCGUAUCAACAAGCCCUGCAGAAAUUCUAAGGUUCCCAAGAAUACGUUAUAACCCAUUGAGAACGUCAAGAGGUGAGAUAUGAUCCCGGAACCACAAGGACAUGGGAAACGGAACGGAAGGCGACGAUGUUAACGCCACUUAUUGCACAAUCAACCACAGCAUACACCAAACACUCUUCCCAAUCGUGUACAUCACCGUGCUCGCCAUCGGUCUACCAGCAAAUUGCGUGUCUUUGUACUACGGCUACCAACAGAUCAAAGCCAAGAACGAACUGGGGAUAUACUUGGUCAACCUAACCCUGGCCGAUCUUCUCUACAUCUUCUCUUUGCCCUUCUGGCUUCAGUAUGUCCUCCAACACGACGACUGGACUUAUAACGAGACCAUGUGCAAAAUCUGCGGCAUUCUCCUCUACGAGAACAUCUACAUCAGCAUCGCCUUCUUGUGUUGCAUCUCCAUGGAUCGCUACCUCGCUCUGGUACACCCUUUCCGCUUCCACAGACUCCGGACCAUGAAAGCGGCCAUCAUAAUCAGCGCGGUCAUUUGGCUGAAGGAACUACUGACCAGUUACAUCUUCUUUGCGCACGGGGAGGUCAGCAAGGACCCAGACAGCCACAUAGUCUGUUUCGAACACUACCCCAUCAAGAACUGGGAGCACAGUAUUAAUUACUAUCGGUUCUUCGCGGGUUUCCUCUUCCCGAUCUUCUUGCUCUUGUUUAGUUACUGUAGGAUCUUCAAAGUGGUUCGAAAGAGCCAAGGUACGCAAAUGAGGAAAAAAAUGCAGAUCAAGCAGCUGGUCCUCAGUACGGUCAUGAUUUUCUUGGUCUGCUUCGGCCCCUACCACAUCCUGGUGGUCGUUCGGAGUCUGUUCGAGAAAACUUGUACUUUCGCGUCCAAAAUUUUCAACGUGUACCACUUCUCGCUACUUCUCACCAGCUUCAACUGCGUGGCGGAUCCCAUGCUCUACUGCUUCGCGAGCGAGAACACCUACAAGGACUUUGUGAGGUUCAAAGACUUGUGUAUUUCCUUCAUCAGAUGUGUGAAGGUCAACAGCAAGGACGCCUACGAGCUGAACAAUACAGACGUCUCCAACGCAGAGAAUGGCAGGAUCAAACCUCCACCUGCCCAAAAUGAGAGCAAUGUCCUGUGCAAACAAAUGACUAGUGUCCAAAACGAGACAGAAACAUCUCCUGCCCCUCAGUUAUAGCGGGAAGGAAUACUUUAUUAUUAAAAAUGACUUCUUCAUACA
Molecule: messenger RNA, 1344 nt
Organism: Rana temporaria (common frog)
Lineage: Eukaryota; Metazoa; Chordata; Amphibia; Anura; Ranidae
Gene: GPR68
Product: G protein-coupled receptor 68
Exons: 2
Coding region: 199-1302 (367 amino acids)
Biological process (GO): G protein-coupled receptor signaling pathway; cellular response to pH
Cellular component (GO): membrane
Molecular function (GO): G protein-coupled receptor activity
Source: RefSeq, a predicted model, not a curated record